Durusdinium trenchii is the source of this 1806-nucleotide messenger RNA. Lineage: Eukaryota; Dinophyceae; Suessiales; Symbiodiniaceae. The record is from the annotation of a GenBank genome assembly.
AUGGCUCAAGUGGACAGAGGUCCAUGGCAUGAGGGACAUUCUGAUGCCUUCCUCACCUCUUGCAACACCAACAAUUGGCAACAAGCCCUUCAAUUGCUGCCUUCCAUUCAUGUGAAAAUUGCUGGCAAGUUGGGUGCUCAAGGAGCACGUUUGGCAAGUCGGGCUUGCUCUCACUUGCUGGCAAGUCUUGCAAGGGAAACAAACUGGCGCGCUGCGCAAACAUUCUUCAAGGCCUUGCCAAGCUUGGCACCUUCCAUUCCAUACACGCCUGGAAUCAUCUCAGCUUUUCUGAGUUCCUAUGCACAGAAACGCUUUUGGCAACAGUCACUUGAUUUUCUCAAUUCCAUUCAUUCAGGGAAUCCUCUCUCAAGUUCUUUGGAUGCGGCAGUUUACAACACGGUGAUAACAAGCUGCGCGCGCGCUUCAAGGUGGCCUUGGUCACUUUGGCUUUUGGAAGAGCUGAUCUCCUGUGAAUCUCGUCCAAGAGCAAACCUUCUCACCUUCAACGCUGCAAUUCAUGCGUGCGAACGGCGCGGCCUUUGGUCCCACGCGCUUCUUUUGUUGCAACAAAUGAAGGAGAACAAGGUCACGCCUGACUCAGCAUCAUUGAACUGCAUUUUAAGUGCAUGUGAGAAGGGACAGCAAUGGCAAAUGGCCAUUGCACUCCUUCCUUGGUUCUCGACUUACAAAUGUCCCCGCACCAUUGUCACCUAUGGCGCUGUGGCUGCAGCUUGCACAGCCGGGGUGGCGUGGGAGGCAGCCAUCGCUUCGCUGCUUGAGCUUCUUUGGCUACAAGUUCCUCCCAGUACUGAAGUCUUCAAUUCCACGGUUGAAAGCUGCAAGCGUGGUUGGGCCUGGCAGCAGUGUCUAGCCGCCCUGGCCCUCGAGCUCAACGCCCUCAAUUCCAAGACAGUUGUCAUGCACAGGUCAGUCAGUCAAUCGCUGGUUUUAGCACAGGUGAGUUGCCGGGCGUGUACCUCCACAGGUCAGUCUUUUCCACAACCGCUGGUGCUGCGGCACCUUGAGCUCAAGCCGUCCAAAUUGGAAUGGACCGGAUCUCCGAUGGUGGCAUCCGAUCGAUGGCUGGAAGAAGCCAAUGAUUUGGGCGGCAGUGAUAGCUUCGGCCAGUACAACAAUUUUGCGAAUGCAGCACAUAUGCUGUGCAGGCUUGUGCGGCUUAGUUCUGGCAGCCGCCCUCACUCCGUGGACUGGCAGCUGAACCUCCGUGGUGGUGUGGGGCGAAAGCCCGACGAUGGGUGGAGAAGGUACUUCACACGGAAGCAGGCCAGCUUCGAUGCGAUUGCCCGGAAUUGCACCCCGGAGAAUGAGGCCUAUCGCACCCGCUUGGGAACUCCAUUUGACCCCAGCUUCGAUCGGCACCAGGGUGCUGUAAAAUGUGCUACCAUUCGCGACAUGCCGUUGAGUUUUGAAAGGGCCAAAGGUUGCGAAGGAGCACAGGCUGGUCAGUGGCAGCACAUCUUCCAAGCACGACCUGCUGCUACACGACCACAGCUGAAGCAUCUCACCAGCCUGCGAGAGAUGCCAGGCCAACAUCCUGGAAUGACGAUCUCUGACAACCGAAGCGACACAUGUUGGGUCGAGAUGAUGGGAAAGAAGAGAUGGGAGCAGUUUAGGCCGGAGAAUCCGUUGGAGAGGCACCCACGUGAGGGUGGUGACGUGAAGCUGCACCACCUCUACUACUUGAAGGUGCGCCCAGAGCCAGAUGAUGAGGCCCGGGUCUUGCGCACCACCAAGACGCCAAGACUUGUCCCAAAGGCCAAGUCCAAGACCAAGGCAAAUCAGUGA